ACCCUUUUACUGUCGGUUGACCAUUUUACAAUACUGUGUUGCUGUUUGAUAGUGUUCUGAGUGAAAGUUGUAUUGGAUUGUUUGUGAUUUGUUUGGCCCCGUAUAUUUGUUGAAAAAAAAAUAUGGCGGAUGAAGAUGCGGAAGAGGGGCAGGAAUGGGACGCUCUGCGCAUGCGUGAUGACGAAGAAAUGGGAUUUUUCACGGAACUCGCGCUGCACGAGACGGAGAGGUGGAUACAGGCCAUCACAAGGAAGAAGUUUGAGUAUGCUGAUGACUUUAGAAAGUCUCUGGGCAAUGGUGUUCUGUUGUGCGAGUUAUUGAAUAAUUUACAGGCAGGCACCAUCAAGAGGAUUAACAAACUGCCGGGUGCCAUAGCGGGACUGGACAAUGUGAAUGUGUUUUUAGCCGCCUGUGAAAAAACUUUUGGACUGAAGCCGACCCAACUGUUUGACUCAAGUGACCUAGAAGACCUCACACAGCGGGCCAUUGCUGAUGAAAACGAGUACCUCCUAAAGCAAGAAACCGAGCGGAGAUCAAGAAAUGUUGCAGUAACGAUUUACUGGUUGGCAAAGGCAGUGAGCGGUAAAUUCAACGGACCAUCGCUUGAUACAAGUGCGUUUUCUGCUCUUGUGUACACGCAUGGCAGUAAGAGGGACAGUAUUAUUGCUGAUGAGUGUUUUAAAAAUGGGAGCCCGCUAGGGAAAGACAGUGGAUUGGAGACUGUAGGUGAAACAGUUGACAAAAAUAAUCACAUCAGGGAUAGCUCUUAUGAUUCAUUAGGAUCUUAUGAACGUGAAUCUGAAUCCAGUUUUGAUGAAUUAGAUUCUAGUGGGAACAUGCCAGUGCGUUCAGACAUGCGUGAAAUGAAGCGAUACGGGAGUCACAGCUCCCUUACCCUGCCAAGGGACCUUAAAUUAUCCAGCAACAGUCAGGAUUCCAUGUACUCAAACCACAAAGAUGACAGCAUGUAUCGAAGCUCACCAGAUAUUUCACACGUUCACACCCGAUCUUCGUCCACUGACAGUGCCGAGGGUGGUUAUUAUGGCAACCAUUCACGACAGUCGUCAGGAAGUACUGCAGAAUAUCCAACAAGGCGUACAUCAUCCUCGGGCAGGAAAACGAGCUCAUCAUCGCCAGACCCGCUUCAGUUUGUUAAGCUUCGCAGCGCAGCAAAUCUUGCCGAGCAGGCAAAGAAGCAGAUUGAGGUUGUGAAGGAGGUGAACACAAUGCGGGGAUUGACAACAGCCGCGGCGCCCACUCCCCUCACACAUGAUGAACCUGACUGGAAGUCGAACCUGACAAAGUGGAAGACACAACGUCGAAAGUCCGCUCACCUGCCUGACAUGGAUGUAAAUGCCCCGCUGGAGGAAGAGGAACCACGGAAACAGAAAACAUUCUCACAAAUUAUGGCUGAAAAAGAGGAUCGGAAAAGUCAACGGAGGCCCAUCAAUGUGUACCCAAUGGAUGAUGACGAUGACCUGACUGGAAAGAAGUCCUCAGUCAGUCCUGUGACUAAAACCUCCACUAGCAAGUCUUUUAUACCAAAGGAGCCACAAGUUGUUGCGCCCUGGGCCCAAGGGUCUAGUGGGGAAGACAUUGACCAAUCAGAUUCUGAGAAUCAGAGUCACAAUUCCGGCGAGAGCGACAGUGUGUUUUCCUCCUCUGAUAAAUCUUCUACCCCUAACAAAGUGUUAAGUGAUGAUGAUUUGUGGCAUAAGAACAAACCAAAUUCACAAAUAAUGCCAAACAAAGUGAUCCAGUUAAAUGCACGUAAGCCUGGUGAAGGUGUUAAAAAAAUGUGGGAAAAUAACGUGAACGAAUCUCAGAGGAAAGAAAACAAUAAGAAAAAGGAUAUUCCAACAAAUAACAGUGCUAAAAUCAAAAACAUUACACACGCUUUUGAACAAAAGGAUAAAGAAGCUAAUGCUAGCCCUGUUAUUAAACGUUCAGAGUACAGGAAUUCCCCGCCUUUGAAAUCAUUGGAUUUAUCGGAUUCCAAGUUUUCCCCUGCUAACGACAAAUUGCCUGUUUCACCCCUUUCUCCAACUACGCCAAAGGCUCUAACUCCAAGGGCGGACAGAUUUUCAUCGGGGCGAAAUGUUGCUGAGAGCAAUAAUUCUGAACCUGAAAAAAAGUUCGUUCAAAAAGUGAUAAAAAUCAGUCAGCGCCCAAACAACAAUCGGGGGUUCGGGUUUACUCUGGUUGGUGGACUGGAAAAACGUGAACCAGUCACUGUUUCCCGAGUAUCGCUUGGAAGUGCUGCUGAUGUCCAGGAUGUGCUGGCCAAUGACGAGCUGGUGGAAGUGAAUGGUCGUGACGUGUGGACCUUGACAUUGGCCCAGGUACAGGGCAUCAUAGACCAUGGGGUGAAGAAAGGGCAGAUAGAGCUCAAGGUCAAGCGAUACACAGAUGAAGAAGCAUAUGACUCCAUGGAGGAAGAGGAGGCAAAUCGCCAGGCCAACAACAACAACACCAACAACAGCAUGAGCAACAAGGUGGUGCCAGUGCCUAGCAGCCCAGAGACGGAACCAACUGAGGAACGACAUGGCUACAGACACCAUGUUGCACAGAUUCCUGUGAAGACAGACGAGACGGGCAAGCCUCGCCUGAUGGACCAACUCCUUGGAGAACAACAGCGUGAAAGCAACAACAACAUUGAGAAGCCUGCAAGGGCACCUAGCCCAGUUGCCAUGGAGACGAUAAUGCCGAAAACCCAUGUGACAGUAGAGACCACACCCAUGAGACCAGGGUUGGAUGGGACUCAGGACAUGUCUUCCCCAGGGGAUCUGACCGUGACAGAGGAGAGACCCACCCUGUCAAUCAGAAAAAGCCCACCGGUCAUUCGCAGGGAGAAGUCUCCCAUGCUGCCCCAGCAGUCAUCCCCUGCCCCUCCCUCUCCCCCGAAGGUGGAUCCCCCACAUAUGGACCGUCGCCAAGACAACAUGAGUACUGCCUCUGAGGAUUCAAAUUCCUCUGGAUUUGGCCCACCUGCAGCCCUGCUGCGCUGGCAGCGACGGAGACCGCAGUCCGAGAAUGUUAACUCUGGACCGACUAUGGAAGAUCGUGAGAGGGACCGUAUGAAACGCCUUAGUUCCACACUUCCGUACAAGUCUGAUGGCAUCUUCAGUUUUGAUGACAAGUACAGCAAAGAUGACUCAGAGGUUGAUCGUGUAUCAAAGGACUUUGUUGAGACCGUGUCAGUGUCAAAGUCAUAUGAAUCAAAGCCACAAGCGUUUCAAUUUAAUGAUGAAUCUAAAAUGGACGAAUGGGAAAAUAGACAGGAGAAGGAGAGAAAGCCUGAACCUGUGAAGUCAUUUGCUCCUAUAGAGCUACACAUACCCAGAGAGGAAGACCUGACCGCUCAGUCUGCAGCCCCUCCCCAGAAUGCGGCGCACAUUGAAGUGCCACCUAGUGCUGAUUUAAGCAUUCCCAAAUUCGAGGCUUCUCUUUCACCACAGGAGAAGUUUGAGCGCGAGCAACAGCGGAUCCGAGCCAAGUAUGAGGAGGAAAAGCGACGAGCAAGCGAGGCCGAGAGGCAGAAACAAGAACAGGAGAAAAAGGUCCUGGAUUCAGAUAAGUUUUUGCGGAGUAUGGAAUCACAAAUCCUACAGACCAAAACGGAGGCAUCCAAUCAAAACUUUCUGAACGACGGUUCAGGCCGAUCAUUGGCUCCUGAACAACGGGUCAUCUCAGAGACGACAAUCAAGUUUCCGGCCAACGCCCCAGCAAGACCUCUAAUAAUUGACCCAAGGAAUGAAACUGCAUCUUUGGAUCCCAAGAUGCCCGAGUACAGUUUCCGUGUUGACCUUUCAAGGACUGAAACUGCCCCACCACUGCGCACAUUGAAUCAGCAGCCAGAGCUGAGUGCAGAGGAGCUGCUGAACCGGGAGCGGGAGAAGAUUCGCGCCGAGGAGAAGAUGAAGUUUGAGGAGGAGAGACUGAGGUGGAAGGAGGAGCAGGAGAGGAAGAAUCAAGAACAAGAGGAAAAGCUUCGCCAAGAACGAGAGCGACUGCAGCGUGAACAGGAACGCAUUGAGCGGGAAAGGGCAAUGUUGGAGCAGAAGAAACAUGAGGAGCAGACAACACAUUCCUUCUCCCCUGUAUCCAACCAGUCUCCUGUGAGCAGCACUACUAGCUCGCUGUCCCACUCUCCUCGGUCCCCACCCCCUGCCCUCAACCCGACCCGGGCGAAUAAUUAUGGCAAGAAGGUGCCCCCUCCCACCGCACCUAAACCUGAAAAAGGUACCAAAGAGAAAGCAAGACUCACAAGAGAGGACUUGUUAGCAAUGAACAGAAAAGCCACACCUUUGACAAAACCUGAUCCCUCAAUGGAGGGGCAUCAUCCAACCUCUGACAGUCUUUCACCAACAAUGAGAGAAGCACCCACCAAAGCUCAGUUGCACUCGCUAAAUGCUGUGCCAAAGCAAAAGUACAGACAUUCCGCACCUUGGAUGAAGGAGGAGGAUAGUGCAGGUUCUAGUACGCAAAGUGAGAAACCUUUUGUGAUAGGAAAAAGAUCUGACUUGAUACAUCAGAGAGAUUAUUCCAACCCAAAUGACCACUGGGUGGUUCGUGAGGCUGAAAAACGUAGAUUAGCAGACAAGAGAGACAAUGUUGAAAGCAUAACAGCUCGUGCUGGACCAACUAAACCGAGUCAGAGUGCUUUAGUUAGUCGAUUCCGUAGUGAUGUUGAACCCCCACCGAGGAGUAGAGCAAAUAGAUAUUCUUACCCUUCAUAUAGUGACAAAAACGAUACCACAUCCUCAAGACUUUCGUCGACAAGUGGCUCAAGCUUAAGAAACAUUGACCGCAGUCCUGAGCAAGGAAUUACUACACAGUUCAGUGCAAGAACUCAACCAAAUAGUUACGCCAGUAAUCCCUCUAUGUCAAGUACCCUACCGCCAAACUUCAGUUUUAACGCAAAUACACGGAACCAUGCCAGCGCUGGGUCAUCAAAACCCCCUCGGUCCUUGUCAGACAACAGUGAUUCGGUGAUAGCGGUCAGCGGAAAACAGAAGUGUUCACAUUGUGGAGAAGAGUUAGUUGAAAAUAUGUCACAUCUUCAAUGUGACUUCCUUGAAGGGUUCGGGGCCGCCAUGGUGAUCGAAUCUCUCGGUCUCUACUAUCACGUGCAGUGCUUCCGUUGCUGUGUCUGUCACAUGGCGCUCGGUAACGGCUCUGAAGGAGCAGACGUCAGGGUUCGCGUUGACAAAUUGCAUUGUAAAAAUUGCUACAGCAAUGAUGAAGCUGGGUUAAAAUUCAGUAAGGUGUAGCCAUGACUGUGUUGACUGUGUCGACCGUGUUGACGUAAAAAACGGACUUUCAUAUUGAAACCAGGUGAAAGAUAACGCAAGGAAAACAGAAAGAAAAUAGGAUGCUGCACUUUUACUGGGAUCCAGAGGCAACAGUGGAAAUAAACAGCUUGAAUUGUGAUGUCAUGUUAUUAAUUUACAUUGAUAUGGUUUUUAUGCAUUUCAAAGCUAUACUCCUCUUUGUGAUUGCACGAGUAUCCCACCUACCUUGUCAUUCAGCAUCAAAAUAUCCUAUAAUUUUUCCAUCCAACAAGAAAUUUCAAUGUUUUAUUAUUGGUUAAACUAACCAUUGUAACACUAAGCUUAAAACGACAAGGUUUUAUUCAAAACUACAUGAUGAUUAAUUUAUUAACAUUCUCUUUUGAAAUAUGUCUGAUGACAUUAUUUAAUAAUGGCAUAACAACCAAACUGGUUUGACUCACUGUAAAGUUUUGUUGUAACUACAUUAAAUAUUAAAAUGUAUUUUUUCCAUAAAUACUUUUUCAAUAGUAAAGAAUGCAUAGAAACAUACUAAACAUUUAUGAACAUAUUAUCAUAGUUUCCGUGCAAUUAGUCAGUGUACAUGUAUGUAACCGACAUGUUUUGAGACUUCUCCUAUACUGUAUCUCUAUUGUUUUCCAUUAUGUUAAUGUAUAUGUAUAUAUACAUAGUAGUUAAUGGGUUUUACAUGUAUACAUGUCUGUGUGCAUCAUAGUUUAUGAAACUAUACAGUGUUUUGAUAUAUAUAUGUAUAUACAUAAUAUAUAUAAAUAUAUAUCAGCAAAUAUUUGACAGUAACAUGUGUUCAUAGUAAUAUAUAAUCAAAUAUAGAUACUUUCAAUUUGUGUCUUUAUGCAGUCAGAUUUUUGACAAAAUUUUAGCAAAUUUAAGGAAUAUUUUCUAGUAUGUUUUGAAUCUGCACCAAUUAAUAAGAUUCAUACCAUCCCAGUAGAGUUAUUUAAAACGAAAUAUUUAUUUUUUUAAUUUUUGUGACAUAAAUGAUAUCAUAAUUUUACCUCUGUAUAGCUGAUGUUAUAUGGCUGUGCUUAUCAGUAUCUGCCUUUAUACCAGGCUUUCCAUUAUUAUUGCUGAGUGAUUGUUAAGUUUUUCCAUUUCUUGUUGCCUGUUGUUGUGAUAAAUUGAUUGUAGCAUAUUACAAAAAAUGUCUUGAUUUGAAUGAUAUCUGCCAGCCUGUGUUGCUAGGGCUAUCCAGUGACAUGGUCUCAUGAAAUAUUUCGUUCUUAAAUGUACGUGCUUGCUAUAUUUAUGAACAUAAUGAAUGAUACUGUCUAGGCUGGCUAUGUUUAUGAACAUAAUGGAUGAUACUUUCUAGGCAUAUUAUGUUUAUGUACAUAAUGAAUGAUACUGUCUAGGCUGGCUAUGUUUAUGAACAUAAUGGAUGAUACUUUCUAGGCAUAUUAUGUUUAUGUACAUAAUGAAUGAUACUGUCUAGGCUUGCUAUGUUUAUGAACAUAAUGAAUGAUACUUUCUAGGCUGGCUAUGUUUAUGAACAUAAUGAAUGAAACUAUGUUAAGCUUGAUAUGUUUAUGAACAUAAUGAAUGAUACUAUCUAGACUGGCUAUUUUAUGAACUUAAAGAACGAUAUUAUCUGGGCUUGUUUUAUGAACAUAAUGAAUAAACUAUCUAAGCGUCCUUCAUGUAUGUUAAUGAUUAUAAUGAAUUAUACUACUGUGAAAUCAUAAAUGUUCGUGGGGCAUUAAUGUUCGUGGUUUUCGUGGGUUGGGUGAUCCACGAAUUCAAGAUCCCACGAAAUAUAGAUCUUUUAUUCACUUUUUUCAAUUGCCAUGUUAUGUACAUACUCUAGCUUAUUCGUUACACAGGCCGCAUUUUACAGCGUAAAGAUCCGUCUCACUGUAUAUCUUACUUUCAUCGUUUUGUUAAUAUAUUAUAUAUGCCUUCAACAAAUAAUAAACCAAAUCAUUUUAAUGUGUUUUAUGAACCAAAUGACAGAAGCACGUGCCUAAACGUGUGCUGUUCAUGAAAAUCUCAAGGCUAACACGAUGUGAGUGAUGAGUCUCUGUUCUCGAUUCUUUCUUUAAUGGAAUAAUUAAUCGAUUACAUUGGAGGUUCUGGGCAUCCAACAUGACAAUGUACAAAACAUCGCGUUCAAUACACUUAUUAAACAAAAAUGAAUAUUGAAAUUAUGAUAUGUAAUGAGAUGAUAUUUAAAGUGAUUAAAUUUGUAAACAUCAGCUAUCUUUUGGGAUUGUUUUCUCAAAUAUACGGACCUUCUCGGUAUUUUCGCAGUUUGCAAAAUUCAAUGGCUUUGCCUAUCUGUAUUUAUGAUCAAGGUACAUUUUCUUUUAUGACCUUGAUUUCAAAUUAAAUCGAUAAUUGACAUGCACUCAUUGGCAUGCCAUACCACUUUAGCGAGUGUCAUAAACUGUGUGACGUAGAAGACGAAAAUCACGGGCUAGCGCGUGGAGAUAAUGCAGAAGAUCUAGGACGAUCGCAGUUUCAAUUUUUUUUUCAAAAAUGAAAAACCACGAAUUCAAGUACCCACGAAAGUGUUAUUUUUCGGCAAACCACGAAAUUUCAUGCCAACGAAUAUAAAUGAUUUCACAGUAUCUAGGCUUUCUAUGUUUAUGCUUAUAAUGAAUGAAACUAGCUUAGCUUGCUAUGUUUAGCUAUGUUUAUGAACAUAAUGAAUGAUACUACAUAAGCUUGAUAUGUUUAUGAUCAAUAUGAAUAUUGCUAUUUCAGCUUAUUAUGUUUAUGUUUUGUGAUAUAUUGACAGUGCUGUCUCGUAACUUUGUGUCCCUGUUUGUAUAAUCUGUGUAAAAAAUGUACACAUAACAUAAAAUAGACAAGUUUGGAAUUAAUGACUUUGGGAAUGCAAUCUGGUUCAUAAUUCUGCAAGCAUUUUUUGUUGUAGGAUGAACACUUUGUUGUUAUAGAAAUAUAAUGUAAUUGAUAUCAUGUUAUUAAUUUGAUUUUAGGGUAAACUUACAUAUCAGUACAAAUAUUUAUUCAAACUGUUAAAUUUUAGAUAUAGUUUUACAUUGAACAGUAUUUUCAGAUUUGAUGGGGCUAGGCUUGGGGAAUUUCGUUUGUCUCCUGACAGUUACCAUAUUUAUCCUAAUACAUGAGGUCUGCUCUUGCUGAUUAUCAGACUGUCUAGCACUAAAAUUCUUGUCGACUAUUUUUUUUUAAUUUGGUGUUGUGUAACCUUUGUGUAGUACAAUAGGGUACAUGUUCCUAGAAAUAAAAUCUGUAGGUGCACAGUUAACAAAAUGGCUUCUGAUAUUUUUUUACGGUAAAAUAAGCUCUUUUUUGUUUUAAUAACAAUAAUAAGCAUUAAGCUUCUAAAAUCAAAUCAAAUGCCCAAGGACAUCUAUGAUAGGGACAAAUACCGUAGUUGUUUCACUAUAGAGAAAUGAGAUGUUGACUAUACUGUCUAUAGUCUGAACUAUACAAGAGAUUUUCAAAUUCUCUUUCCAUCUAUAUUAGAUACUAAAUUGGUUAUGUUAUGAAUGUAUUGAAAGAAAAUAACUGGAAACAAAAAACCCAAGAUUGAUAAUGUAAAUAUAAUGCUGUAAUAUAUUUUUUCUAGCUUAUAUUUGAACCCUUCAAGAACUCUUGUAUAAUUCAUUUAAUUUCUUAUUAUUGAUUGUGAUAUCAUUACAUUCUGCUGAGCCAAUUAUGUAAAAAUUAUCACAAUAACAAAAAUUGACUUUCAGAUAAAAGAAUGAAAUAUACAUGUAAAUCAUUUCCCCAAAUAAUGACCUGUAUAAAUGAUAUAUACAUGGUUUGUGAACAUGAUUUUGAAGCUAUAAAAAAUUGCUGUAUUAUAGUAUAUGCUUCAGAUUUGAAAUAAUAUUAUAUGAACAGAUAGCAUUAAAGUUUCAUUAUGAAAGCGAUUGAGGCUUUUUGUUGGUAUAUUAUGUACUUGUAUUUAUAAUAUAUAUAUUCAAACUAUUAGUUCACUGUAUCAGUCAAAUGUUUUAUGAGGCAGAUUGCUUGGCAUUCAUUCGUUUAUUCAUCGUUAUAUUUAUCAUUUAUGCUUUGUUGUAUGCUUGUUUUAUGUUGUGGCUGUAUCGAGAUGUUUUACACAUGGUUCAUACUUGUAUAUAAAUAUACUUAUUGCAAUAUUGUUCAGAAUACAAUGUGAAAUAUUUAUGUUAUAAACAGAUAAAACAUUUAAUUUAAUAAUAAAGCUUGAUAUAUUAA
Mya arenaria is the source of this 9482-nucleotide messenger RNA. Its product is annotated as LIM and calponin homology domains-containing protein 1-like. The transcript has 25 exons. The record is from RefSeq and is a predicted model, not a curated record. Gene Ontology annotation, biological process: regulation of focal adhesion assembly; positive regulation of stress fiber assembly; regulation of signaling. Gene Ontology annotation, cellular component: stress fiber. Bases 123 to 5273 code for a protein of 1716 amino acids. Gene Ontology annotation, molecular function: myosin II head/neck binding. Lineage: Eukaryota; Metazoa; Mollusca; Bivalvia; Myida; Myidae.